Molecule: messenger RNA, 1568 nt
Organism: Pogoniulus pusillus (Red-fronted tinkerbird)
Lineage: Eukaryota; Metazoa; Chordata; Aves; Piciformes; Lybiidae
Gene: FOXD2
Product: forkhead box D2
Biological process (GO): regulation of transcription by RNA polymerase II; anatomical structure morphogenesis; cell differentiation
Molecular function (GO): RNA polymerase II cis-regulatory region sequence-specific DNA binding; DNA-binding transcription factor activity, RNA polymerase II-specific
Source: RefSeq, a predicted model, not a curated record
GCGGCCCGGCGGCGCCGGGGUGCGGAGUCCCAGCGGCGACCGCAGUCCUCCGGCACGGCCUCGGGCCCAUCCCGACAGCCGCCGCUAGGUGGGGGGGGGAGCCCGGCCCCGGCCGCCCCGGCCGCACAACAAUGACUUUGGGCAGCAGCGGCGGCGGCGGCUGCGGGAUCAUGUCCGAGCGUUCUCCGGAGGAAGAGCCGCUCUCCGAGGUGGAAGACGCGGAUAUCGACGUGGUGGGUCCGACCCAGGAUGGGGGCAAGUACAGCGAGGACGAGGAGGAGGAAGAAGACGAAGAGGAAGAGGACGAGGAGGACGGUGGCGACCCGCUGGCGCUGGCCCUGCCGCGGAGCGGAGCCGCCAAAGUGCGCAUGGGGGGGUCCCCGGAGCGGCUCUCUCCCGCCGACGGCUCGGAGCCGGCCUGCGCCCGCGGCGCCGCGCCCGGAGAGAAGGGGCCCGCAGGCGGCGGCGGCGGCGCCGGGGGGAAAAACCCGCUGGUGAAGCCACCUUAUUCUUACAUCGCCCUCAUCACCAUGGCCAUCCUGCAGAGCCCCAAGAAGCGGCUGACGCUGAGCGAGAUCUGCGAGUUCAUCAGUGGGCGCUUCCCCUACUACCGGGAGAAGUUCCCCGCCUGGCAAAACAGCAUCCGCCACAACCUCUCCCUCAACGACUGCUUCGUCAAGAUCCCCCGGGAGCCCGGCAACCCGGGCAAGGGCAACUACUGGACGCUGGACCCCGAGUCCGCCGACAUGUUCGACAACGGGAGCUUCCUGCGCCGGAGGAAGCGCUUCAAGCGGCAGCAGCAGCUGCACCCGCCGCACCCCGAGCUGCUGCUGCGGGCUGGGGCCGCCGACCCUGCCGCCUUCUUGCCCGGCUUCGCCUACGGACCCUACGGCUAUAACUACGGCCUGCAGCUCCAGGGCUACCCUCCACCACCACCACCAUCCCGCUGGAGGCGGCGGCGGCACCACGGCGCCUACCCCUUCCCGGCGCCGCACUGCCCGUUACCGGCUCCGCCGCCUCCCGCCGCCGCCUCCGUCUUCUCAGCCGCCUCGGGGCUGCCCUCCUUCCUGGGCGGUGAGCUGAACUGCAGGAAGUCCUUCUACCACCCCCAACUGAGCCCUACCGCUUUGCCCGCCGCCCUCCUCCAGACCCUGAAGCCGGACCCCACGCCCGCCGGCGGUGGCGGCGGCGGCAACGGCGGCAGCACCAACCACCCCUCCCGGCCCUCUUUUUCCAUAGACAACAUCAUCGGGGGGGCCGUGCCCCCUCCGCCCAGCACCAACCCCAGCGCCGCGCCCGCCGCACCCUACCCCGCCGGUCAGGCGGGCCCCCCGGCGCAGGUCCUGGCAGUGCUGAGCCCCGCCUUGGCCCCGGCACAACCCCAGGUCAGCCUGGCACACGAGCCGCUCCUGCAGCCGGCCCAGAACUUUUCCAGUAAAAUCACAUCCCUCAGCAGCUGUCAUUUUUAAAGUGCGCUGGGGAGGUGGAGGGAGAUUCGCGAAGCAAACGGCCCCUUCCCGGCUCUCCCUCCUCCUCCGAAACUGCUUCCCUUCCCUCUCCCUGCUCUU